UGCAAUUUCGAACGUACACCUAAAAGACGCAGUUUCAUUCUCGUAGUAACAAAAAGUUGCAUAAACUAGUGUUCGAGGGCGAAUAUUGAUUAAGGGUUCGUGAGUUGCGCGUGUGUGCGGUCACCCCUCUUGAAAGAGGCGGUGCGCGCGCCUGUGUGCGUGUCUGUUCGCCUAGUGCCCAUGUGCCGGCCGCGCGCCCGGUGCCUUGUGUUCCUGUGCCCACAGAAGCAAUUGUUAAUGUAAUACGUAACCAACUAGCUAAUAAUUAAAAUAGUUAACGAGGACGUUGUUACAAUGUUCAGUCUCAAAGAAAUGUAAAUCGUGACGCGAACGUUCCUAGGGCGGCUAUUACGGCGCACUGAAAAUCAAUAAGCGUCGCGGAGAUCGAAUGUUUCAUACGUCUUCUGACAGUGUUUGCUACGUGCAGAAUCACGGCCAUGUGCAGUGUACGAUCCUAUUUUAUAUUUCAGUGAUAUCGACGCGACGAUAACGCCGUCGACUUUCCGAUGUUCAAUCACAAGUUACCGACUGACUUUCCAAUGCAAACCCUUCGUAAGAAAACCAGCCCUUGCAAAUACAAGAACGAGCCCGGCCGGUUCCUGGGCGAGGGCGUGUCGUUCCGUGCGAAGCUGAUCGGCGUGCUGGAGGUGCCGGAGGCGCGCGGUGACAGGAUGUGCCAAGAGGCGCUGGCCGACCUCAAGAUGGCUAUCCGCGCUGCCGGCGAGCACAAACAGCGGAUACAGGUCCACGUCGCCAUCGACGGAUUGAGACUGCGCGAUGAUAAAACUGGGGACUCGUUGUAUCACCACCCGGUACACAAGAUAUCAUUCAUCGCGCAAGAUAUGACGGACUCCCGUGCUUUUGGAUACAUUUUUGGCUCCCCUGAUACAGGGCAUCGGUUCUUCGGUAUCAAGACUGAUAAAGCGGCUAGUCAAGUAGUUAUAGCUAUGAGGGAUCUAUUUCAAGUGGUGUUUGAACUCAAGAAAAAAGAAGUAGAAAUGGCGAAACAACAGCUGGAAGGCAAAUCUGUGACAAAUAGUCUUCUUAGACAUACAAGUACAGCUGCUGAGACUAAAGUUAAGAGUGUAUCAUCAGCGGGGGAGACUAGUGGUGCGGCGAAGGGGGGUGAGAGCGGUGCGGAGGGCGGAGUGGCGGAGCUGGUGGACCUUGAACAAGAGCUGUGCUCGCUGCGGCGAGGUCUGACACAGGUCGAGGGUCUCACCCCCUCCACCGACCCCUUCGGCGACUCCUUCUUGGCACCUUCGACGAAGGGGCUGUUGCCGCCUCCGCCUGGCGCUAGCAGCCGCGGCCGCAGCACUCCCGCCAGAGCCGCCUUCAGCCCCAACAAGCCGCCCGCCAUGUCCUUCGACCUCAGCGCCGUCGUCGGCGACUUCGAACCCAAACCCGCCUCGCUCGUCGACAACUUGCCCGAACCACCAGUGACCCAGCCCGCAACGUCGGACACCUCGAUCACUUACGACGUAUUCACCGAACUAGACCCACUCGGCACCGGCCGGAGUAAACCUUACGUUGACAAAAAACUCUUCUUUCAGGAGCUCAAAAAUCCGCCAAAGAAAGUGCUCAAAGACCUCGUACCGUCGCACUCGCUCCUAUCCGAUAUAGUGCCGGUGACGAGCGAGGCCAAGGGCGAGGGCUACGGCCCCCCCACCACGAUGACGUCACUGACGCGCCACUCGGGCGGCUCGGUCGCGAUCGCCAAGCCCCCCCAGCCGCCCUUGUAUUCCGGGGCCUUUUUCACAUCAGACCCCUUCGCGGAGACCGAUCCCUUUGAUAGCACAGAUCCCUUUUCGGAUACUUUCAAAGAUGACCCGUUCACGAGCAUGCAGGAGUUUCCGAAGUCUAGCUUGCUGCUCAUCGACGAGACGAAGCAGAAGUUGAUCAGGGAGCUCGCCAUGGAGAGGGAGGUCGCCCAACCGGCGAAGAACGUGUUCAACGGGCCGCUGCAGGUCACGCUGCCGCCCGAGCCGUCGCCCAAGUCGCCCCGGCUGCAGAGACAGGCAACGGACACGAGCGCGGUACGUCAGCGGCCGCAGCCGAGCUCGAAGCUGACCGGCGAGAACCCCUCGCCGCCGCCACCCCUGCCUCCCAAGAAGAUGAUCGAGGUGUGCCUGGCGCGUCCUCCGCCGCGUCCGCCACACGAACAUGACCUGGACGCCGAGGACUCGGAGACCGGCCCGCCCCUGCCUCGACCCGCACGGAAAAGAGAACCUUUGGCGGACCGCAGCACGAAGCCGCGGUUGUCGUCUGCGGCGACCAACAGCAGUGAGGACGAGUACCUGACGCCGGCGCCUCCGCCGCUGCCAGCCGCGCGCCGCUUCGACAUCACCCUCAGCCAGCUCCUCACCUGCUCCAUGGACGACCUCGCCGCCAGACUUCGUGUGCCAGCCGUCACACUCUCCUCCAUGACUUUGCCACAGCUCACAGAUUACCUUCGGUCAUAUUUAGCAGCGGAUAAUGAGAGAGCGCAUAUUCAUGUAGAUCCGUCAAUAAGAGUGGAGAAAGAAAAAUCGGUAUCGUUAAUUCCUACCCCUUCAGCGCCGUCCGCAGAAAAACCGGUUUUAUCUCUGACCUCAAUAGCUGCUGAGUUUAAGCCUCAGUUCGAAGACAAUUUCGCACCUACAGAAUCCACUGAGACAUUUGUCGCUAACUUUGACGACUUCGAGAAGAAAGCAAAUCCGUCAUACGAUAGAUAUGCAGUGUUCAGAGAGAUACAAGCGCAAGAAUUAAAAGCUAAAUCUAUUCUAGACCCCGUAGAAAGCGAAACCAAUCAGACGGAAACGGACGGAAAAGAGGAAAAAACAGGAAUUGACGAUUUGCUGCAAGCUGAUCAAGAACUAGAGGAUAUAAAAAAAGAACCAGCUAAAAGCCCUCUUAAAACUCUAGAUGAAUUGACAUUGGAUUCGUUUAAUAUGUUUAGAAAUUCCGUCAGUCCUAAGCCGAUCGACGCUAAAAUAGAGGAUAUUAAGACAGUAAUGAAAAACUUACAAAUAAACGAAAACAUGAGACGUAGCGUGUCUCCCCGGGACAACGGUGUGGCCGAACCCAAACAUGAAAGUUCUAGCGACAAAUACGCUGCAUUGCGUGAAAUAACUAUCAUAGAACAAACACAAGAUGAAUUCGAAUCAUUACCUCCUGAAGUACCAAAAGAAAGAAAGAAAUCAGAUGAGAGAUCUGACGGGUUUGACAAUUCUGAUUUCUUUGAUUGUAUCGAUAAUAGCUCUCUAUCGUUUACGCACGUGGAAGAUGCAUUCAGAAAGAGUCCUAUUGUGAAAGAAAAAGAAGAAGAGAAGAUAAUUGAAGAGAAGAAGGAAUCUCCUGUGGAGACCAUACCUGUUAGAGAUAUACAGCCGUCCGCUCGUCUAUCUGCGGGUUCCAUCAGCGACGUCGUCAGCGGAUCUUCGCCAGAUACUAAAGAAAAGUGUGGGACGCGCGCCGGUCGCUGGGCGGUGCUGGGCGCGGGCGCCUCCCCGUGGUCCUCCGACAGUCGCGACUCCGAGCCACACGCGCGCACACGUCGCAGGCACCAUCAUGAUACACGCACUCAUAUAGUGCAAACGUCAUCCUCAUCCCGUGACGUGUCUCCCUGGGAUGAGGAGCCACCUCCAGUGAGCCGCUUGCAGCGUCCGGGUUCCAAGCAUAGAGACAGAGAUUCAAGGCAAAAUUCAUCAGGUUCCCGAGAAUGUCUCGACUCCGGCAGCGGGCGUGAGAAGGAGAAAGUACGAGACAAACGGGAUAGAGCGAGAGAUAGAGAAAUAAGUAGAGAUGGGAGAGAUUCAGCUAGAGACAGGAGAGACUCGGGUAGCGGAAGGGACAGACGUGAUGUGAGCAAGGAGCGGGAUCACAGGGAACACAGGAGGGAUCGCAGAAGCAGGGAAAGAGACGACACGUGGGACAGAGACAGAACAUAUAGUAGAGAAAGAAGCUACAGGGAUUCUCGAAGUAGAGAGAGACCGACGAAGGAUUACAGGGAGAAAGAAAGAGAUAGACAUAGAAAAGCGCGGCACUCGUAUGACGAGGACGAAGAUUACAGUGACGGGUGUGGGUCUGGACGCUCCUCGCCGCGGGCUCGCUGGACGGAGCAGCGCUGGCGGAGAGAUGAAAGGAACUACGGGUCGUUAGGAUGGAGGGAGACAAGAAGACGACAAGAAAUGAGACAGAGCGAAGAUCCAAACGACCGGAGAUAUGGAUCAACACUAGGCUGGCCGGGACGUAGGCCGGCUACGGGCAGCGUGUCGCGCCGUGAAUCAGAACGUGACACGCGUGACCCGGGCCGUGACCCGCGUGACUCGGGCCGCGACUCGCGUGACACGGGCCGCGAUUCCCGCGACUCGGGGCGCGAGUCGGGCCGUGACUCGCGCGACUCCCGGCGCCGAGCUCGCCGUGAGGAGCGUGCUCGUCGGGACUACCGAUUCUCCAAUGACUUCUCUCCCCGCGAGCGCGAGCACACGUCACCGUUUGACAACGACUUCCAAGACACGCCCACACCCGUCGCAAAGAAGAGGACGCCGUAUUCCAACUUAGAGGCGGCGAGAUUCGCGUUUGAGCCGGAGGAGACGACCGCAUCGCCGGUGUCUGCGAGCAGCGCGCGGCGCGACGGCGACUCGCCCGCAACACGAUUCCGAUUCGACUCCGACUCGAUGUCGCCGAGAUCCAUGUUCGAGGACGAUUUCGCGACGCUUUCGACGCCGAGAGGUCGGACCGCAUCUAUAGCUGAGGAAGACGAAGGUGAAAUACCACCUCUGCGUGCAAAACCACCGACACAAUCGAAUCGAGACAUAAAAAAAUCGGAAUCGGUUAAUAUAUUCACCCGGGAAUCGGAUCCGUUCGAAGGUGACGCGUUCUUCGCUUGCACGGGCUCGGACCGCGCAGCUCGCCGUGAGAACUGGCCCGGAGACUUCCAGGGCUUCGACAAUGCGUGA
Molecule: messenger RNA, 4940 nt
Organism: Papilio machaon (common yellow swallowtail)
Lineage: Eukaryota; Metazoa; Arthropoda; Insecta; Lepidoptera; Papilionidae
Gene: Dab
Product: protein disabled
Exons: 19
Coding region: 507-4940 (1477 amino acids)
Source: RefSeq, a predicted model, not a curated record